Messenger RNA from Synchytrium microbalum, 2553 nucleotides. RefSeq lists its product as uncharacterized. NCBI's taxonomy places the organism in Eukaryota, Fungi, Chytridiomycota, Chytridiomycetes, Synchytriales, Synchytriaceae. The transcript has 7 exons. The record is from RefSeq and is a predicted model, not a curated record. Gene Ontology annotation, molecular function: ubiquitin binding. Bases 1 to 2553 code for a protein of 850 amino acids.
AUGCCACCGCCAUCGGAGGCUGACGCAAUACCUAUAAAUCUCCCUCCAAUACUACCAUUAACUCGAUUGUCACCAGUUGAGCUCACUGAGCUUUUGCAAUUCGCUACAUCCGAGCUAUCAUCGCUAUUAAACACCUCAUUCCAGGUCUUUUGGUCAUCCAUACUAUCGCCUACGUCGAAUUCAUUACCGUCGUUUCUCGAUAGCUACUUGACUCAAUGUAGCAAAUUAUUGAAAUCAUCACACUCACAUCUCAAUGUAGAAUCAGAAACUACUAAUGUCACCUUUACAGCACAAAACACAGCAGAACAUCAAGUACUAUCUCGUCUCGUAUUUAUAUUGAUACUACGAUUAUGUCUCGUUGAUGAACAAGAUCAACUGGACUCGCUAUGGGAUCGUGACGACUGGGGGCUAGCUCUGUCAAAGCUUGGUAUAUUUAGCGUCCCAGUCAUUAUGGAUUUCGUGUUUAUAUAUGGUCAGGUCAAUGCUGCUUCUGUGUCCGUUGCUUUGGACACGUUAUUGGAUUCACACGAGUCGUAUAUAGUCGAGUUCUUGAACGCUGUGAGUGUCUUGAGCUCAACUGUGAAGGGUAUGCAACGACGACGUGAAAAGGCUACCGAGAGGAGUGGUGGGAAGAGUAAAGGGAAGGGUAAAGGCAGUGGUGCUGUCGCUGUUAUAGAUACAUUUAGCUCGGCCACAUCAAUUUCAACACCGAAUGGCCAACCACCUAAUAAUAAUAGUGAUGCCAACGACGAAGUGUCAGCCGAAAUUGAAUUCUUGACUGAUGCUAUAUGGUCGUUUGAGGUUACUGCCACUGUGGCUGGUAUGACACUAGCAACAGCACUUAUACAACAACCAGACCUCAUACCCACACUCCUCGCAACCUAUAGUAUCGCCAACCUUGUACAGAAUAGUAAACCAGUAAUCGAUAUGUUUGAUCAAACCUCAUUAUCUGAUCGAGUCAAAGCACUGAAAGGUCUCGUAUUGAGUCUUGUAUACCACUUGCUCGAUUCGGCCUUCUUCCAGCCAUGUAAACUAGAUACACACAAUGAAACAACACCAGCAGCCAAUCAAUCACCAAUAAUAAGUGCAACAGAAGCAGCCGAAAAGUUAUGUGACUUGAUUCACCUAUUAUUGGAUCAAGCUCAAUUCGAUGAACCAGUACCCUUCCUGCACGGUGCUCCAUUACUCGUUGAUUUGGAUGUAGAAUAUGAUCUGGCUGGUAGAUUACGUACUCUUAAAGAUGUACGAUUAGAUGGUGAUGAUGCUCGGAUUGACUAUAUAUUGGCUAGCUUGGAACAAUUGUUGGCUUUCAGUGGUAACGCUGAAGCUAAACGUGUCAAGAAGGUCCGAAGGAUGGACAAGAAACGACAGUCGCAUCAGUAUAGUGGUGCUGAUGGUGUACAGGCUUCACAUAAUGAUGGAAUACCUUCGUACUCUGAGGUUCCACCACUGGACGAAGAGUACAUUCGUCGAAGCUCAUUGAUAUCACAAGUACAAGAUCUCUUUCCAGAACUUGGUGAAGGGUUUAUUGAGGCAUGUCUACUUGCAUUCAAUAACAAUGCCGAAACAGUUAUAAUGAAAAUCUUGGAAGACGAUUUACCUGAUUACGUUGCCAAACUGGAUCGUCUCAUGCAACGAACUGCACCACCUCCUCCUGCACUAAAACGCUCAAGUAGUAUAGAAGCUGUAGUGGACAUGUCGCUAGAUCAACCGGAUAUUGAAGAAUCCGUCCUGUCGACUCGCCGAAACAUAUUUGACGGAGACGAGUUUGAUGUCUUUGCCAGAAAGGAUGUCGAUCUGUCAAUGGUGUCAAUCGGCAAGAAGGACAAAACAUCCCACAUUCUCUUGAACGAUCCAGCGUUCAUGCAAGAAGACCCCUUCAUAUCAUCAGCUGCAUACGAUGAGAUGUAUGAUGACGAGUACGAUGACACGUAUGAUUCAACAGACAUCAAACUAGCUGGAACAGUCGAACUACAAGCAGUAGAUGAGAUGGAGACUGCUUUCGAAAAGGGUGCUCGACCGUCCACGAAAAUAACUAUGACAGCACCAGAUCCCAAGAUUGAAUCGUAUUUGAUCAAGAUAUAUACGUCAGCUCCAGGUGCUUUUGAAAAGUCGUCGAGAAAGUCCGGAAUUAGAGGUGAAAUGAAGAAUUUCACUCAUUGGACUGAUGAGCAGAUUGAGGGUUGGGCAAAGAUGUUGUUGCGAGAUACUGAUCGCAUGGAAUCUCUUAUGCCAGGCGGUCUGGAACCCAAUCCAAAUCAUCAUAAUCGUCACCAGGAGGAGGAAGACGACGAUGAUGAGAGUGAAUCAUCAGAUAAUGAUGAUAAACAACAACAAUCAACUGCACAUGCCAAACCAGGUCUACCAUCUAGCAGAGGCGGUGAUGCUCCUGCCCAAAGAGGUGGAUCCUCAACACGAGGGCGAGGUCAACCAAGAGGGAGAUCGUAUAAAGAUAAGCACAAGGCCCAAAUCGGAAAUCACAACAGGAAGAAUGCCAGUGCGAGGAAACACCGAUUCGCAAACCCAUUCUCUGCUGAUAGUGGUACUGAAUGA